Molecule: messenger RNA, 2734 nt
Organism: Schizosaccharomyces octosporus yFS286
Lineage: Eukaryota; Fungi; Ascomycota; Schizosaccharomycetes; Schizosaccharomycetales; Schizosaccharomycetaceae
Exons: 1
Coding region: 626-2113 (495 amino acids)
Source: RefSeq, a predicted model, not a curated record
CAAUGGAUGUCGCUUUCAAUCAAUAAAAUUUCCUAUUUCUUUACUUGUUGUUGCUCUAAUUAUAAUAAUAGUAAUAAUAAUUAUUUAUACGACGCUCUUUCCUUCCAACACUCAAUUCAUUUCGACGUCAUGUUCUUUGUGCUUGCCUUUUUGCCAUUGUCGAUUUGGGGAAAUCCAUGAAUGUCUCAUAGAUUGUUGCCUAUGCUUGACAUCAUUCCUUGCUGAAUAGAGGCUUGGUGUGAUUUGAAAUCUACUUUUUAUAUCUGUCCAGGUUCUCUUCUUGUCUUUUGUCUUUUACCAAUCCCAAUUCUCCUCAUUACAGUACUUUGUACAAUUCUUUUUUUCCUCUUCUCUCCCCUCCUGAAAUUCAGUCUCUCCAUCUUCAUUUCCAAGUGAAAUCUCUUGUUUUAUCACCUUUCUCUUUAGUUUGAUUUGAUUUGAUUUGCUUUGCUUUUCACAGGAGUUUCUCCUUCUUCCAGUUGUUCUUUGAUUUUCCGUUUCAUAUUCUUUUCCAUUUCGACUUCCAUUUCCAUUUUUAAAUUUUCAAUUCAGUUUCCUUCUGUUCAAACUCCCUGAUUCAUAUCAAUUUUUCUCCAUUUCUCUCUAUUGUUUCCACUAGCUAGCUAUGCUCUCCACCCCUCCCAUCAUCGCUCCUACUGCUGAAGACAGUACUGAACAAGAUCUCAUCUCCAACAUACCAGGUGCAUACACCGAAUUUACCCAACAACAAAAACCGAAAUCGCUUGCUGAUGCUGCCAACUUUCAGUAUCUUCCCAAGCUUCAUGGUGAAACCGCUCCUUCUCAACCUCAUACCGGUUCGCAAACUUCCACCAAAGGCAAUGACAAAGACAAAGACAAAGACUAUGACUACGACCUAGACAACGACGAAGAUUUCGACCGCUCCUCCUCGUACAGUCGCUUGACCGACGAGUACUACGGUGAUCACGAUUUCAGUGAUUAUUACGGUGAUCUCGCCUUGUAUGCUUCUCUCCAUCAUCAUGAUGACUUGCAAAAUAUCGAGCGGUUUCACAACAAACCAUCUGCUUUUGCUUCUCGAGACGGAAAUUUGUCAAAACACCCUACCCAUGCCUAUGCUCAUACAAACCCAGAAGACAAUAGUCACAAUUAUGAAAUGGGCGAUUCUCAAACUCUCCCAAUGACCGAAAGCUUUGCCGAUUUGCUGGAUCCGCACGUUCAUUCUUCGGAUCAUAGCCAUGAAGACGCUUUUGGCAACUCACAUACCGAUCGCGGUUUUACCUACCCCCCUACUAUGCCCGUGGUUAAAUUUCCCGCCAUCAACUCUUCCUCUUCUGGUCUCAAUUCUUCUUCCUCGAAUAUCCAGAUAAAUUUCGUCAAUGGUGAACCCGUGUUUCCUCGCACUUCCUCCAGCACGUACAAACCCGAAGCAGAUGCCGUCUCCAACCUCUCUUCGAAAUCUUUUGUUAAUAAAGAGUAUGUCAUGCAUGAAGAUAAAGUCAAGGACAAACUAGCUCAACCCGAGCCCAUCACCGUUUCUGAACCGCAAGAAGAUUUGAAAUCGGUUUCCGACCGGCCACUUAAUUUUUUUCCUGAACCGUCGCCUGGUCACGCGCAAACGUUUUCUCCUUCGUCGUCGCCAGCAACUUCGGAUACUGUAGAGAACGAGUCCAAGCAGACCGAGAGUUCAAUUCAGCUUCCUCCGUCGGCCCAGAAAAACGAAUCCUCUUCUUCUUACCCUAAAAGAAGGGGAUUCCGACUUUGCCAUGAAACCGACAUUCUUUACGAGGACCCUUCUGUUCAUCCUGUUCGCGUGUCUGUUGAUAAUGGACCCAAGCGCCGAUCAAGCAUCAAACAUGCACAGCAGAACAAGUUCCACACUUCCUCCGACGCAGGACCCACUGAAACCCGACAUAGAUCGUUCAUUCUUAAUAAUGAAGAUGUCAAUCCGGCGCCUCCUAGCACUGACACUACUAGUCAGGCAUCACAGGAUCCUACCGUUAAUACAGAAUCUUCUAGCCCUUCUUAUUAUCACAAUGGUAGACGCGUUCAUAACAAUACCUUGACACCGUAUCCUUCUGUUUCCGACGCUACUUCGAUGGACGUGUCGUCAAUCACGAGUUAUGACCUUCGAUAAACAGAGUAUAUUCCUUUUGAUUUUCCUUUUUUUUAUUUCUUUUAUUACGAAUGCCACUCAUGAAUCUUUCUAUUUGCUAUCCCUUUGAAUCAGUUACUUUUUUUCCAUCUUGAGAGAUUUAGAUUUCAUUUCAUUCUAUGCCCUGUCUUGUUUUGUUGAUGUAUUUCAUGAUUUUUUUUUUUCUUUUCUUUUUUACGACGGUUAAUGUUAUGAUUUAUAAUAGAAUUAUUGGUUGAAAAUUUGCUUUCAUUUAUUUUCGUAAUCAAUGAUGGACUAUCCAAUUCGUUUUCGUUUUCAAUCCGAGUCCAUCCAACAAUCCUCAAACAUAGCUUUCCACGCAAUUAGAGAUUCACGUACUCUUGUUUGCAAUCAAUUGGGAUUCCUUUUCUAUUUUAUUUUAUUUACUCAUUUCGUUUAUUUAUUUAUUUAUUUACUUACUUAUUUAUUUUUUUUUUUUCACCCUGAUCGCAUUAUUUUUAUUCAUAUCUUUAUCGGCUAAGCAAGUGAUGUCACGGACUCAUCAUAUUAAAUCAUCCUAUAAAGCAUGAUGUCAAAAAAAAAUAAUACCUGGUCUCUGUGGUAUAAAUACCAGAUGGCUCUACAUUCUCAACAUCUAAAUAC